CCUUGUCACCCCCCCGAGCACACGUUAACUCCUAUUGUACUCCCUGAUAAAUUAAGGAAAAGAUACUGCACGUGCGCGCGCUGAAAGGGGCCCCAUAGGACACAGGCAAACAAAGGAUGCGGGGGCUCGGCGCGUGGCAGGGUCCGGUUCUGCACAAUGACGGAGCACGCGUCCGGGGGAGGGAGGAGGCUGGGCGUGCCGUGGGGGGAGGAGGCCGAAGGCUGACAUCUGUCGCACUAGUCCUUGGAGACCCCCGGCGUAUCGUGUUGUCAAGGGGGCUGCCACUGAGUACUGCCCCUCAGCCAUAUGGGUUAUCGGGCUUCCCGGUGCCUUUAAAAACUCCAGACAGAAGAAUCAAUCAGUUGAGAGCACUUAGCGGAGGGAGACGGAUGUCUUUAUGUUUGCUUAAGCUGGUGAAAGUUAAAAGCAGGUGUUGCUAGUGAGCGGCGUUUCAGCCAGUGUUACAUUCCGAUAGCCGCGAUGCCGAAGGGGUUCCUGGUAAAGAGGACUAAGAAAACAGGUUCGGUCUGCUAUAGGAUGCGUGAGGAAGACCGCCUGGACCGAGCCUCUCCGUUGCAUUACUGUGAUGAAAAACCGGAGAGAUCUGCAGUCCAGUUCUUGGAUUGCAAUAGACAGACCACGAAAAUCAGAAGUCCGCUAUGUUUCAGGGACAUUACAUCUUUCGUCCCACCUCCGCUAUCAACUCCAGGAUCCCCCCAACAGUCCCGAUCUGGAAACCGCUUUGGCCGGACACUCUGCUCAAAUCGCCCCUUCCGGGCAGAAUCAUUCCCCGAGCAGCAAGCGAUCAGCUUCAAAACUUGCGAAACUCCGGCAGUAUUUUCAGCAUCUCUGGCAGAAAUGACCAGCAAACUGGGCGCCGUGGGCAGCAAACCAGUGACUCCAGAAUUCAGGCGACUAGCUUCUCCCAACGCCAGACUCAAACAGGUGAAUCCGAGAAGACAGACGCUCUCAGCUCCCGGCGAGAAGCGACCGAACUGGGCGGACGAAGCUAGCACAUCACCGGUGUUCGGGUUGCGCAUCCUGGAGGAUCCGGAGGUGGAAGUCAAGCAGCGGUCCAACACCAGCAUCUCGCUGGGAGACUACAUCUGUCAACUCUGCAAAGAGAGGUACUCAGAUCCCCUAACUCUGGCGCAACAUCAGUGUUCCCGUAUAGUUCGGGUAGAGUACCGCUGCCCGGACUGUGAGAAAAUCUUCAGCUGCCCGGCCAACCUGGCUUCGCACAGGCGCUGGCACAAGCCGAAAAUCGCCCGGGGCGACGCGGAUAAAACCAGCCUGCGUGCAAUCGCUGUCCCAAACGCAAAUAUCCAGCAUCCGCCGCCGUCCUCUCCAACACCUCCAGACUCGCACGCGGUGGAAAGCAUGUCUUUUAACUGCACCCUUUGUUGCAAGAUAUUCCGACGAAGGUCCUACCUGAGGAAGCACCUUGCUGUGCACAGCAGAAGGACUGUGUUACAGCAUAGCCGGGAUCCCGCAGGGGAAAAUCACGCAAGGCUCGAUCAAACUGUCCCCAAGCACAGUUUCCAUGUCUCUCCUCCUCUAAGUCUGAGACGGGAAUCGCCAGUGGCUACAAUACCUGACAGCAGUGAUACGUACCCGUGUAGAUUUUGCGGGGAAACAUUUUUCUCCUCUCCUGGACUGACUCGACAUAUCAAUAAAUGUCACCCAGCAGAAACCAGGGAAGUAAUAUUUUUGCCACAGCGCGUUUGAGUCACGUCAAACAAUACGACUUUUUUCGUCCAUAUAACUGUAUUGGUAUGGAAAUGUACAUUUUUUUACUCGCAAAAACGUAGAUUUCGUAGAAACAUGUCGGUCUGUAUUCAUACGUCACCUAUGGAUACAUUAAUCAUUAGUGUAUUUGUAU
This is a messenger RNA of Paramormyrops kingsleyae, 1882 nucleotides long. Its product is annotated as insulinoma-associated protein 1a-like. The record is from RefSeq and is a predicted model, not a curated record. Gene Ontology annotation, biological process: neuron differentiation; regulation of cell cycle process; negative regulation of transcription by RNA polymerase II. NCBI's taxonomy places the organism in Eukaryota, Metazoa, Chordata, Actinopteri, Osteoglossiformes, Mormyridae. Gene Ontology annotation, molecular function: DNA-binding transcription repressor activity, RNA polymerase II-specific; RNA polymerase II cis-regulatory region sequence-specific DNA binding. Gene Ontology annotation, cellular component: transcription repressor complex; nucleus.